AUCGCAACGUCCCUAUCUAUGCUUCAACGCUUAUCAAUUGGUUAACGUACGGUGCGCUGCAACACGCUCGUGCCAUUAUUAUUUUUUUUUAUUUAUAUUUUUGUGCGAUUGAGAUCACGAAUAUUUCGCGAAAAUGAAGGUCAAAUUGAUCGGUAGGGCAUCAAAUGUGAGUGGCAAAACGCUUUGGGAAAUCAUCGGUAAUCUGAGGAACGCGGGUAUUGGUCGGUUAGUAACCAGAAACUCGUACAACAGAUAUGAAGAGCCAUGUUUUUUCAAAGUACUGGCCGUCGAGCCAACCGCUUACAUAGAAAACCAGACUAGAAAGGUAAUUGUUCAUGCCGAGAAAAUAUUCAGAGGUAAACUUUACCCAGAGCCAGUAGAAAUAUAUAGUGUCUCGUACAAACCAGACUAUCGUUUAAUACCUAAAGACGAAGAACAGUUGUGGUGGGACCGACUGGCCAAUUGUAAGCCACGAGAAAGGAUAGUACCAGGAUUGAUUGAAUUGCCACCACUCAUGAAAUUGUUAUUGGAACGAGACAAUAAAGAUUCUGAUAUUAGGCUGCCAUUAGAAAUACGUAGUAACCGUGACAAUGUGGCCCAAUCAGACUUAUCUAAACUAUCAUCGUACAAACCAAUAUUUUUCAAAAAUCAACAGAGUAAUUAAUGUGCAUUGUAUUUAUUAUGUUCAAUUUUAUAA
This is a messenger RNA of Sipha flava (yellow sugarcane aphid), 697 nucleotides long. RefSeq lists its product as uncharacterized. The record is from RefSeq and is a predicted model, not a curated record. Gene Ontology annotation, molecular function: structural constituent of ribosome. Gene Ontology annotation, cellular component: mitochondrion; mitochondrial small ribosomal subunit. The transcript has 3 exons. Bases 134 to 664 code for a protein of 176 amino acids. Gene Ontology annotation, biological process: mitochondrial translation. NCBI's taxonomy places the organism in Eukaryota, Metazoa, Arthropoda, Insecta, Hemiptera, Aphididae.